Messenger RNA from Beauveria bassiana ARSEF 2860, 861 nucleotides. RefSeq lists its product as uncharacterized. The transcript has a single exon. Bases 1 to 861 code for a protein of 286 amino acids. The record is from RefSeq and is a predicted model, not a curated record. Lineage: Eukaryota; Fungi; Ascomycota; Sordariomycetes; Hypocreales; Cordycipitaceae.
AUGUGGAUGCCGCCAGGCUCGUCCGAGAUGAAACUGCGAACAAAGGCCCUAUUUGCGCUCGGACCGAUUGCGGCGCGUCCAUACCGAACCUACCAAGGAACACAAGUUCACAGCCACUUGCGGGCCAUGACGAGCUUGCUACCUCUGUCGCCGGAAAACUUGGUACCAAUGAGCUUGCACACGCCCCUUUCAUUCGCGCGGACCGUUAGAGAUUUUGUUGCUCUGAAAUGCAGCGAGAAUAGCAGCGACAAGUACGGCCAUCGUUUCUUCGUCUUUCAUCCGGACACCGCUUGGAUGGGAGCCUUUCAGCGGAUGUACGAUGUGGAAGGCCCUCUUCCACCGGAAUUUGCCGGUGUAGCCCAUAAUCUCUUUGUCCUCGCACGCUGGAUGCUGUGCGAGCGGGUGACUCUGGUCCAGAGCUUGGGGGACGCCGGGAGAAGGAUUCAGUUCCACGUCCUCGUCCCGACCACCGAGACUCUCGUGAUCCCGCAGCCCUUCUGCUUCAUGGAUGCCUUGGCACCGCUGAUAAUUGAGGGUCCUAUAAGUAAGGGCUAUCCGCUGGUAUGGCUCAGGAUGACAUCGUUAUCUACGACGGGUCUACGGGACGUCGGCGCUAUCCCGUCACCGUGUACGGAUCUGGCCGAGGGCAAAGCUUUUACCGCCGUGUGUUUGCUCUGGAUUGCAUCUUCGCCCCUUCUUCUGGCUGCUUGCAGAAUGAUCUGCUUUGUGCACCUGCCGUUUUACGUUGCGCUCGCGCUGUCGCUGCUGUUUCACGGCUUCGCACUCAACCUAACACUCUGGAUCAAGAGACAAGUGAGAGAAUAUUAUAUGCAAGAAGAUGCCCCCAUCAUGCUUGGAUAG